Molecule: messenger RNA, 1208 nt
Organism: Leptomonas pyrrhocoris
Lineage: Eukaryota; Euglenozoa; Kinetoplastea; Trypanosomatida; Trypanosomatidae
Exons: 1
Coding region: 318-1208 (296 amino acids)
Biological process (GO): ubiquitin-dependent protein catabolic process
Cellular component (GO): endoplasmic reticulum
Molecular function (GO): ubiquitin protein ligase activity; ubiquitin-like protein conjugating enzyme binding; metal ion binding
Source: RefSeq, a predicted model, not a curated record
GGUCUUUUUUUUUUCAAAAGAAAAGAGACGCAUCACAUCAAAUUUCUUGCCGGGAGAACAUUUCCUGUUUUCUCCAUUCCACCCCGCUAAGAACACCUUCUGCUCCAUCGUUUCUUCCGACGCAAAGGAACACCAUCUCGAAAAAAAAACACGCAUCCGGUCCUGGCUGCUUGCUGCUGUUUGGUGUACUCACGGCUGCUCUUCUUGCUUUACGAUUGCGCGCUCUGAGGACCUUUUCUACAGUUAUUCGGCCGCUCUUUUUUUUUUUGGUACCUCUUUUUUCCUUUCCAAGAGUAUCAACGACGGCCAAUCCGACGAUGACGUCCACUGCUGCCCCUGCGGCGGACUUUUCGUGCGCCAUCUGCCUCGACACGGCCACCGAACCUGUUGUGACGCGGUGUGGACACCUCUUCUGCUGGGAAUGCCUGGACCACUGGCUCCACAGCCCGGCAGGUGUUCCGGAGUGCCCAGUGUGCAAAGGACGCGUGGACGAGCGGAUCGCAGGUGACAUCAUUCCUCUGUAUGGUAAAGGAAAACAUGCGGCGAAUAAGCCAGCAAGCGGGCCUUCUGCAGCUGCUCCGACAGCAGCAACGACCGCGGCGGACCCAUCACAAGAGGAGUUUUUUAGUCGACCGAGCGCGUACAGCUUCGCGCCUGCCCGCGAGGCACGCCAUGCGCCUGCUGCUUCUCCCGCCGCCUCUGCCGCCGCCACACACGCCGCGCCGCAGACAGAGGAUGGGGAGCACCACCCUCGCCCGGCGGCCGAUCGCGCGCCGCCGCGGCCACGUCCAGCGCAGCAGUACCAAAACAUGCAGAUGCACGUGCACAACCCCGGCAUGCCGCUCACGGUGGGUAGCAGCGUUUUCUUCUUUGGCGGUGGAGGAGGCAUGUUCUUCUCCAUCAUGCUGAUCAUCGCGUGGGCUGUGUACAGCUACGCACCAUGGCGGCAGUGGAGGGUCGAUGUGGAGCGAUGGUACAAUCAUGCGCGUGAGCACCCAGCGUCGGAGGAGCGCCGCGACGAUGUGCCGGCGAACACGGCCCCUCCUGCACCGUCUGCCACCAACAGUAACACGAAUCAAAGUACUCCUCCUGAUGCAGUACCCAGUGAAACCGCCAACGAACUCCCUUCCCUGCAGGUAGUGGCGCGCAAUUUGGGUUUUACUGUUCUCGCAAUCUUCGUUCUGUUUCAGUUGCUUCUCUUCAUGUAA